Neofelis nebulosa (Clouded leopard) is the source of this 10475-nucleotide messenger RNA. RefSeq names its product cilia and flagella associated protein 47 (gene CFAP47). The transcript has 66 exons. NCBI's taxonomy places the organism in Eukaryota, Metazoa, Chordata, Mammalia, Carnivora, Felidae. Gene Ontology annotation, molecular function: protein binding. The record is from RefSeq and is a predicted model, not a curated record. Bases 114 to 9719 code for a protein of 3201 amino acids.
GGGUGGAGCUUGAGGCGAGCGUGCGGCGUCUGUCGGUUGCCUAGCGACGGCGUCCAUACUAGCCCUCUGUAAAUCAAGUCAGCUACUGUUCGCCGGCUACCUACAAGGCCGCCAUGGAGACUGAGAGGGGCUCCUUCAUCUCCCGGGACGUGGAGACCCCAAAGAAGGAGGUGCAGCUGCGGGUGACCCCUUCGGAGGUGAAGUUCCUGGACACGCUGGCCGGGAGGGUGUACCGCCUGCCGGUUACCGUACACAACCUCGGCCGUUGCAACCAGAAAAUCCGGUUUCAGGAACCACUCAAGCCACAGUUCAAACUGAUUUUGACCAAUCUGGAUAAAGCACUUGCUUCUGGACUUCAGAUGACAGCUAUGGUGGAAUACCAUCCGGAUAAGGAUGAAGACACUUAUGACCAACUACUUAUUUCAAUAGGAAAUAAAAUAAUAGAGAUCCCUCUACUUGGGUUGAUUCCAGCCUGUCAAUUGGAAAUUGAGUCAGAAGUUAAUUUUGGCACAUUGGUUGCCAAUAGCAAAGUAUAUUGUAAAGAGAUUAAUAUCAUUAAUCAUGGCAGAGCUCCAGGUACAUUUAAAACAGAAUACCAGGGCCAAUUGCCCAUUGUCAUUUUUCCAAGUAAUGGUGUUGUGGAGUCCAAGUCAUCAGUGAUUGUUAAAGUGGAUUUGUGUGCAGACCAGCCCAGAAUUGUAAAUGAAGUGGCAAAAGUAAGUUUGCAAGGUCGUCCAGAUAUGCUCCUGAGGGUCAAAGCUCAUGUGGUUGAACAGAUUAUUGAAUUGCUAAACAUGAGUGGUGACAAGAAGUUGGAAUGCAUACACUUUGGUUCUGUUUUCUUCGGAACUUCAAAAAUUGAACAUGCACUUCUGUACAAUAAUAACCCAGAACCCAUAAAUUGGGUGGCCAUAAUACAGGAUGAUUCAGUUGGAGAAGAACUGGGUACUAAUAUUCAACAAAGAACAGAUGUUGCUUUAAAUAAUCUCCCUUACUUAAGCCGAAUAAAGAACAUAGAUGUUACCACUUUUAUCUCCUGUAUUCCUAAUGAAGGGAGGUUGCUACCUUAUCAAAAGACCAUAAUUACAUUUUGUUUCAGCCCAAAGCUAAUUAUUGAUGGUAAAAAGAAUUGCGAUCCUUCACAUAGGCAAGACUAUGCUCUUUUUUUGAGAUUUGAGUCUGUGGGAAGUAAAGAUGGAUUUCUGAGAGAUGAUAACAAUAAAACCAUCAAAAGUGAUCGAUUUCGGAAAGUGGAAUUAGCACUGACGGGCUCAGGACUUCCUGUCGUUCUACACUUUGAUCCUGGAAAUUUCCUUAAUUUUGCACCUUGUUUUAUGGGUGAACAUUCAGAGACGGUGUGUAUUAUGCAAAAUCGAUCCAAGUCACUUUCCGUGACGUACCGCUUUAAAAAAACUGCACAUUUUAAAAUUGAUCCUGAAAGGGGCAAGAUUGAUGAAGGAUGUAUCCAGAAUGUGAUAUGUUCAUUCAUUCCACAUCAAGUAGGAGUCUUUAAAGUGAAGCAAUUGAUAGAGAUUAUUGGCUCAGUGGCAGAUGAAAAUUUUCAGUCUACAUCUCUGAAACCUUUUCAUCAAAUAUAUUUAUAUUUCAAGAGUGUCUGCAAACCUUCCACCAAGAAAGUUGUGAUGAAAGUUAAUCCUGGUAUAUCCCCUUUGGUCAGUAAUCCAACGGGAAAGUUUGUGGUCAGAGACUUGCCAAAAUACAAGGACUGUGCACCUGUUGCAAUGCUUCAAUCAACCAUGACACACCUUCACAAUCAUCACCUAAGUAAAGAGUCACCGAAGGAUGCACUGAUAGCUUUUCCCAAUGAUCGAGCUGCAAGUAUCAGGUCUGGAGACCAGCAUAAACAUUUCAGGACGAUUUUCACAAAGAUUCCAAGAUAUAACUAUGUGGAUCCUGAUUUUGCGUACACUAAAUUGGAAAGAAUUGGAAAGCAAGAACAUGAAAACUAUUAUGAAAGAUAUAUUAAACAUUUAAGAAAUGUGCGCAUGCAGAAACAGGCAGAGAGGGAAUGUAUGGAUUCAUAUAACAAUACAGACAUAGGAUUACAGCCAGCAUCAGGUCUAAAGUCACCUUCGCUUUCAGAAACGGAAAUAGAAGAGGAAUCAUCUGCAGCACAGCGUCGGAUCAGACGUAACCAGUUGCUAAAUACUAGGAAUAUAGCAUCCAAGGAGACAAAGGCUCUGAAAACAAAGGUUCUCAAAGGACUUAAAUCAGACCCAUCCACACCCCAUGAAAAACAUGACUGCAGCUUAAUUUUGACACCAAAGCAAAUUCAUCAAGUAAUUGUUGGGCCCUCUGUCCUUAAUUUUGGUGAUAUUUGCGUGAACUCCACAAAUACUCGUCUACUGCAUGUUGUUAAUAUGCUACCUAUGCAUAUUUUGAUCCAGCUAGAUAUUAAUUUGAAAGAACUUCAGAAAACCAACCAGUUUUCAUAUGUGAUUCCACCUACAGCUAGUACUUAUAUUUCAAUGGUAUUUGAAUCUCCCACCAUUGGAAAAUUUUGGAAGUCAUUCACCUUUACAGUGAACAAUAUACCUGGUGGGCGUAUCCUAGUGAUGGCCGUUGUCAUGCCAGUAGAACUGGAGCUAUCUUCUAAAGAGCUAGUUUUGAGACCACAUGGCUUCUCGAUGAAAACAUGUUUUAUGGGGACAGUUGCUUUGUAUAACCAUCAGAAUUAUUUUGCCAAAUUUGAAUGGCAACCAGUAAACACAGAAAGAGGAAUGGCAUUUUCCAUUCGUCCAGCUAAAGGCACUGUUGAACCAUAUUCCUCCUUGCAAUGUGAAGUAACUUGGCAGCCAGGUUUCAGUUCUCCGGAAAGGGGAGAAUUUGUUCUUCACGUCAAUGAAGGAAACACAAUGACCCUAAAAUGUGUUGCACAAGUUGGCCACACCAAGGUCGUAUUUUUGGAGCCAAGGAUCCUCUUCAGUAAUAGCCCUCAAGGUUUAACAACUUGGAGGAAAGCGAUUCUACACAAUGUAGGACAAAACCAUGCUUAUUUCAAGGUUUGUGACCAGAGUCUUUUGUCUACCAUUAAUAUUGUUCCAUCACAAGGAAUAAUUCCAUUUGGGGAACUAACUGUUCUCAAUAUCUCCUGUACACCAACUGUAGCAGAAAAAUUUGAUACAAGAGCAAAGGUUGCUAUUCGCCGUGCAAAUGUCAUAGACCUUAGGAUUGGUGGAUCUGUUGAGAUUGCUGAUGUGGAAAUUAACCCGGGCGUAUUUAACUUCAGUGGUACCUAUGUUGGCGCUACUCAGAUUAUUCCAUUUAUAAUAAAAAACAAAGGUAUAACACGUGCCAGAGUGGAAUUUAAUCUACAAGACUUUGAAUAUUUUUCUCUGGAGUUCCAACGUAAAUUAGGGCAUUUCACAGACCCUGCAUUUCCUGACAUAUAUUCUCUGGAGGUAGAGGAAGGGACAUCUCUGGAAUGUGGCAUAGCAUUUUCUCCCAAAGAAGUGGCAACGUAUGACUUUUGCAUUCAAGUUCAGAUUAAUUUCUUUGAGGCUUCAGAACUUUACACUAAAUGUUGUUUGUCAAAAUCUCCUAUGAUUCCAAAGACAACACCACUUAUUCGACCAUGCUAUGUUCAAGCUACUGUAUUGCAAGCACCAUUGACAUUAUCCAGCACUGAUUUUUCAUUUGAAAUCCCAUUUUAUACUAUGGAUCCUAAUAACAAAGUCACAAAAACUCAGGAUCUUGUCUUACAUAAUACUUCAAAACAAGAUGUGAAAUGGACUUUGGAUAUUAGUAAUACUGGCAAACUUUUCAAAGAUGGCACAUUCAAGAUUAGUGUGCUGAGUGGGAUUCUGCAACCACAAAAUGAAAUUAAUGUUUCCAUAAGUUUCUGUCCAAGUCAUCCUACAAAAUACACAGCCGAUAUUCCCAUUCAUCUAAAUGAUAAUCCAAUUUGCUAUCGAAAGUUAUGUUUGGUUGGAGAGGUAAAAUCACCCAAGUUAUCGUUUGACCCUCCAUUCAUAUUUUUCGCUCCUGUUCCUCUGGACGUAACAACUAAGAUGAAUGUCAACAUUUUACCUCAAAACUAUUUCAGAGAUUCCACUUUAGAUGUCCAGAUUCCCACAGUGAGCCUUCUUGAUGGUGAUGAGGCUCAACCUCUUUCUGUAACGUUUCCAAAAGGCUGUGUCAUCACAGGGUCUUCCAGUGGAAUAAAUGCUCAGCUCACCUGCCACCUCAGCUUUAAAUCAUCUAAACCUGUGUCAUUUUUCACCGAUAUUCUUUUCUGUGAUAACAGAGAUAACUGGUUUUUGCUUCCAGUUACUGGAACAGCAGAAAACUGUCUUCUUACUAUUUACCCGUAUAUGGCAACUCAUCUUGAUAAACAAACAAUUAUUUUAAAGGAAGAUAAGAGUGACAUUUCUGUGAAGAGUGGAGAAAAUGUGUUGCUUCCCUACCAAGAAGCUGGUUUACUCUCUUCUACUUUCACUAAAUGUAAUGAUGCUGAGCCUGCAAAGAAAAAAUUAUCUGUUGGAAUCGAAAUAAUACCUGAAAGAUUGAACUCGGGCAAAAGUAAAACCUCAAAGGAAGACAAAGAUAAAUCUAUGAAAAAGGAGGAGAAAAAUGAGCACUUCUCUUCUCUUGAAGAAGGAACAAAGGCAUAUGACUUCUUUGAAAAGGUUGUACACGCUGCUCAGACCUGGUUCAGUCUCUUUGGCUGGCCUGAAGGACCCCAUUCUCUUUCUAUUCCAGAAACUAUAAGAAGGGAGGUGUAUAAAAUGCAAUUUUACUCAUCAGCCUCGCCAUCCCAAAAAUUUUCCAGACUGAAUGACUUUUCCAAAUAUAGUAAGACCAUUUACGAUGUGAUACUACACUUGAGUGGAAAACUGCCACCUGGAAUUCAUUCAAGUCAGUCUUUACCUGUGGAUUAUACUGAAAGGGUGAUUCAACUUCAUUUUCAACAUUCUUCACUUCUUGACUUUCUCAACGCUCAAGGAGCAUGUAUUUCUCAUGUGUUGCCAGAAUUUCUGCUUGAACCAGAAGAUUAUAAAAAGUGGCUUGAAAUUACAGAAAAACCUUCUAUUGUUAUAGAGAUGACUCGGUUUGAAGCCUGGAGUAAAGGGGCAUGGACAGAUGUAUUCCUUCAGAUAUACAAGGUUCUGGUACUAUCCCGGGUUGUACCACACUGCAGCAGUAAUCUGCCCCCCAUUCAUGUGCAAAAUUCACCAAAGGUCAAUCCUUGUUUUGUAUCCAGCAACAUAUAUUCGAGUUCUGAAAGGAUUCUGCUUAAUUGGAUGAACACAAAUUAUGAGAAUGCCCGACAUAUUAUAUGGAAGAACUGUCCCAAUGGUGGAGUUAUUCCCUCUGAGAGAUGGAUAGUAAAUUUUGACCAGGACCUUUUAGAUGGCCUUGUUUUUGCAACACAAUUGGGAGCCUAUUGUCCAUUUUUGAUUGAGUCACAUCUUAUAAAUAUGUAUACACAACCAAAAAAUUCUGAACAGUAUCUGCACAACUGCCUGAUCAUUGUGAAUGUACUUCGUGAAAUUGGCUUUGACACUGACAUACAGGCCACUGACAUCUGUGAUCCUAACCCAAUCCUGAUGCUCAUGCUUUGUGUCUACAUGUAUGAAAGGCUCCCUACGUAUCUCCCCAAGAAGGUGGUGCCCUUUUAUUGUACUCUACAUGACACUGUGCUAAGACAGAUUUUACUGAAAAAUUCAAGCUUGAAAAACUUGGUGUAUAAUGCUACAAUUGUUGGGAAAGAUGCUGCUGACUUCUCCCUUUCCCAAACUGGGAACAUUGUGAGAAUAUCUUCAAAAAAUGAAAUCAGUAUCACUGUGAAAUUCACCGGUCGCUUCCUUCAUCCUGCUGAAGCUUCACUGUUAUUGAUUUCAAAACCUAAGCAUGGGAUAGGAGGCACUACAAUGACUUUUGCUCUUAAGGGUGAAGUCCUCAACUUUAAGGCCAUUGAAGUUAUAAAUUGUAAAUCCCCAUGUUACACAUGGAAAGAAAUCACUGUAAAGGUUAAAAAUCCCUUCCAUUCUGCUGGGGACUUCAGUGUCACAUUGGUAGAAUCCUCAACAUUUAUCUCUUUGCCAUCUCAAUUAACUGAAUCUGGACAACUCAUUAAACACAAGAACAGUGGGGAUGCUGGGAGUAGCCCUGAAAGUGGUGAUGUUGAGAGUUGUUGGCAUUUCUCAAACGCCUUAAAAACCUCAAUUAAGUCCACUUUCAUCAGAGAGUUCUUCUGCUCCACUCAUACUCUUCACCUGGGAGUGAAGGGGACUUCAAGCCUGGAGCUCCUGUUUCUUCCCUUUGACAUGCACACGCGCUACUGUGUCAUCAUCCUCAGAAACAAAGCGAUUGGAGAAUUAAUUUAUGUUGUGGAAGGAAAAGGUACGGUCCCAUUGCCUUCCAACUUCCACCCAACGGAUUCCUCAACUCCACUUGACUACAGCAGUUCUCCAGAGGAAGUGUUAAGUAAGGACAAUCCUGUUCUGUAUUUGAAAUGUGAGCUCCGUCAGGUCUUGGAUGUGGACCUUAAGUUGCCACUGACUAAUGAAGCCAAGGAGAAGGCCUUGGCUUUUGCAGCACAGCAGCAGAUGUCGGAUAUAGAGUAUGAGCGACGGUUGAUCACAGGCACUCUGGAGAGCAGUAGUGUUCGCGUGGCCAUCGCCCUCCUGGGGCUGACGAAGAUUGAGACUUGUGCUCUCUUUACUACCUCAAAGUUGAAGAAGCCUAAGUCCAUUUCAUACACAGCAGAACUGAGCCUUCCAGAAUAUUUUGAUAUCCCCAAGAAAAUCUACAUUCCUCAGAUUCCAGAAACUCAAACUAAAUUGACUCAGCCUCAAGGAAUUCAACCUGCAAAUAAAACAGUUGCAGAUGGAUCCGUUCUAGUUCCUUUACGAUUUGUUCCUCUCAGUGCUGGACGCUACCCUUGUAAAAUUUUGUUGACAUCACGGUAUGAUGUGCGUGUCUAUUGCAUUGAAGGUAUAGUAAAUGCAGAAGAACCAGAGGCCAGGUUUGAAUUUGAAACACCAGCAUUUGAAGCCCUUACCCAGAAUAUUCCAGUGAAUAACAAAACAAAGAAUGAAUGGAAAUGUCAAGUUACUAUAGAAGGAGAAUGGUUUUAUGGACCUUCUGUUUUAUAUGUUGGAGCAGAUGAAACUGUGCAGUAUCCUCUCACAUUCAGACCUAUUUUGGAAUGUGAGAUUAUGGGCAGACUUAUUGUGCAAAAUGAAGCAGAUGGUAUGGAGUAUGUCUUUGACAUAAAAGGGAUUGGAAAAAGACCCCUGGCCUUGGAACACAUCAUUAUAAACUGUCAAGUAGGAGAAAUGACAAAUAAACCCAUAAUGGUGCCCAAUCAUACAAAGACCAUCCAAACAUUUAAGGUAUCUUCAGAUCUUCCAAUGGUGUGGGGAAAUCCAGUCAUCACCAUAGACCCUGAUAGCACAAUUCCAUAUAUUCUACACGUUAUGCCUUGGAAACGUGGUAUAUUCAAAGGUGCAAUCUCAUUUUCUGUUAAAAGAAGACAUGAGGAUGAAUCUCAGGAAGAACCAGAUCAAGAUGACAAUCAAGAACUCUCCUUUUUGAAAUGGUUAGCAGAACCAUCCCCCCAAUAUGAUGAGGAAGAGCCAGGUGCAAUCUCACUUUCUGUUAAAAGAAGUCAAGAGGAUGAAUCUCAGGAAGAACCAGAUCAACAUGACAUUCGGGUACCCUCCUUUCAGAAAUCAGUAUCAGAACUAUCCCCCCAAAUUGAUGAGGAAGACCAAGAUGAUGGUGCUAGCAAUAUCCGAGUCUGGUACAGUCUUGAGAUCCAUAGCUCUCCGGGACCACCAGUAGACAUUAUUGAAAUGAAGUGCUCUGCUCUGGAGAGCAUUUGCAUUGAAAUACCUCUCUCUAAUCCAAAAAAGAGAAUUAUUCACUUAGAUGUGCAGUUAUCAAAUGCUGCUCUUAAUGGACUCAAGAAACUUCAGCUGUAUCCACUAGAAUGUACUAAGUAUGUGGCACGGUAUUCGCCAGCAACUCCGGGCUGUAGAGAUGAAAGCAUUGUUUUUCAACCUAAUGUGGCUCUGGAGUUUUGGUAUUUACUGAGAUUAACUACUGAAUUACCAAAACCAACCACAAUACCAGAAGUACAAUGUGACCUUGGCAAGUGCAUGGCUCAGAUGAUUUCUUUAGUAAAUCCCACACACGAAACCUUAGAAUUGCAAGCAACAAACAGUAAUCCUGAAAAUUUUGUCUUGGAUGUUCACGGAUCGGUGCUGACCAUACCUCCUCACUCCACCAAAGAGGUAUCUGCUCAUUUCUGUCCUUCUGCUCUUGGAAGAACUGGUCAUCAGGCUUCUAUCAUCUUCCACUGUGCUCAGUUUACAGAAUGGAGAUUCUUCCUCUCUGGAAUAGGACUAUUCCCCCAGCCUAUAGACAUAAAAAGAAUGACCGCAUACCUCAGUCUUCAAUCAUCUGUUGUUAUAACUUUCCAAAAUCCCACCAAGGAAGAUGUUCUAAUCGAUAUCAUACUAACAAGUCGGGAAAAGCCAAGGCAUCUCAUCCUUGACCAUCACUGGGAUAAGUUCUUCAGGCAGACUUCUGCUUUCAGUUUUAGUGGCUUGAGUCACACAAAAGGAAUCACAUUGCCUCCUAAAGAGAAUAUAGAUAUCCCAGUGUUAUUUAUGCCCAACACUAUGAAAUUACACAGAACAAUGGUCAUUGUUCAAAUGAUGAGGGCAAAUAGAGAAAGUUGGCCUAUUGACAAUUUUGAAGAAUUAGACACAGAAAUGAAAAGAACAAUGGGAACAGCAAGUGGAGAAAUCCCAGAAAUACACUGGAUAUACCCUAUUCUUGGACUCCCACAGGCACUAUAUCCUAAAUGCCCUCCAGUUGUUAUAAAAUGUCAGUCCAGGAAGCGGGUAGAAGAGGAAGUGGAAGUCACGCUGACUGGUGAUUUUUUUGGAGAAAAUCCUAUCUUAGAUUCAACAGAUUUUGUAGUGAUUCCAAAAAGAAAUUCAUGUAAAUUUGACGAAGAUGUGGAUGAUAUGUCUAUAAAACGUGAAUUUGAAUAUGAAAUUCAAUUUGAAUCUGACGUUGUGAAGUCUAACUUGGAAUCCUGCAUGGCUUUGUAUUUGAUCAAAAAAUCUUUUAAUGUUAUGGCUAAAGUGAUAACAUUGGUCUUCAAUUUGAUAUUUGCACCAAAGAAACCAUUGAGGACUCAAAUUACUCUGAAAAUAGAGUGCAUAACAGAUGGGAUCUGGAAGUUUCCCAUAACAUUGGUUGGUACUGAGCCUGAUGUGGAUGAUGUCAUUGAUAUUGAAGGGGUUGGUUUAUUUAAGGAAUCUAUUGUCGACUUCAGGCUGACAAGUCAGACGAGAAAUCCUGAGCCAUUCACUGCAUACUUCCUACCUGGCAGUGAUCCUGAGUUUUUUGUAAAACCUAAGGUUGGAAAACUUCUUCCUUUUGACACUGAAGGAACUCUCAUCGUUGUGGGUUUUAAACCCCGAAUGUACAGUAGGAAGUACAAAGCAACAUUAGCAAUACAGACACCGGACAUGUACUGGUUGUAUGGUAUCAAUGGGUUACCUCAAGUUACCAAGCCACCGAUGAAUGUCAAAGCCAAAGUUGACACUACUAACAAGAUGUUUGAUAGAAGGCCAGUUGGUCAGCACAAUUUUAUCCGUGAAAAUGCUAAACUCAUAAGGACAGGGGUGUCCUCUACCAUCAAGGGUGCGCCUUUGAUGUUGAAGAAUAAAUAAAUACUUUUUCCCAAAAUAUUUCUUGAGCUUCAGUAGAAUUGAACAUAUUUUCAUGAUUGUUCUUUCGUCUUCUGGAAUAUUUCUAAGGAGUAACAUUUCAGUUAUAAUAGGCUUUCUCUACUUUUUAAACUGACUAAAUCUAUUCUCUGAAUGUGUUAUACCUGAUUUCUGUUAUGUGUAUCUUUGAAAAUAGACUGGUUGCAAAUUAUUGGGAUUGGUUCCCUUUUAAGUUACAGAGUACAUUUGUAGCAAAACAAAAAUGAUUUCAGCUUAGAAAUCCAUGCACAUAAGUAUAUGUAGUCCGUAUGCUUCUACAGUGAGUCUUUAAACAAUAUAGAUAUAUUUCAAAAUGAUCCUGGAGAAAAUUCAUUUUCUCAAAGUAAAAGAGAGCAUUUUGCUCGAUAGUUGUCAGUCAGAAAAAUAUAAUAAUAAAUAGCAAAUACGGACCAUCUUUAAGACACUUUGGCACAAAAUGACUGGCUCUGCCAUGAGUUAGUCAUUCAUAUGAUUUUAAGCAAAUCGCUUCCCCUUUUUGUGCCCUAUUUUCUUACGUGCAAAACAAAAGAAUUAUACCAGGACAAGAAUUUGCAAACCAUAGAUCUAGUCUUCCACUUCUUUUUAUACCCCUACUAACAAAUAAGAGACUUUUGCAUUUUUUAAUGGUUGAAAAAAUUAAUAGAAGAAUAUUAAGUAACACAAGAAAACUGCAUAAAAUUCACAUUUUAUUGUCUAUAAAUAAAGUUUUACGGAAACAUA